UAUGUCAUUUCAUUAAAAAGUUUAAAUCUUUAAGCAAAUUUAUUAAUUUAAAUCAUACCCUUUUAUUUUCCCAAUAAGCUAAAGACAUAUAUAAAAAUGAAAAAAGAGAUUUUGAAUAUUUUUUCAAGAAAUUAAUGAUCUUUAUGAGGUGGGGUUUUGUUAUUAAAUGGGAAAUGUAACAUCAAAUAUAGCUGCAAAAUUUGCAUUUUUCCCACCAGAACCACCUUCAUAUGAUGUUUGUAUAGAUGAAGAGGUGAAACCAAAUGGUGAAAAAAGAUAUUGUUUUACAGGAAUUACAGCUGAUAAAAAUGUUGAUGUUCAUCUUCUUGAUACAAAAGUUGGAAACAAGAUUGUUGCUACAUAUUGGAAACACCCUUUUGGUAGAUUUACACUUUUGUAUUCUCAUGGAAAUGCUGCUGAUUUGGGUCAAAUGCAAGAGUUAUUUAUUGAGCUUAGAGCUCACCUUAGACUUAACAUCAUGAGUUAUGAUUACUCAGGAUAUGGAGCUUCCACAGGCAAGCCGUCUGAGAUUAACACAUACUACGACAUAGAGGCAGUGUACAAUUGUUUGAAAGACAAAUAUGGUGUUAAACAAGAAGAUAUUAUCUUGUACGGACAAUCUGUUGGCAGUGGGCCGACGUUACACUUGGCUGCUCGACUACAGAGAUUGAGAGGCGUUGUUUUACAUAGUGCUAUUCUCUCAGGAAUACGAGUUUUGUAUAAUGUAAAGAUGACCCUCUGGUUUGAUAUAUUUAAGAACAUCGACAAAAUACAGAAAGUCAGCUGUCCGGUUCUAGUUAUACACGGCACGAGUGAUGAUAUUGUCGACUUCUCACAUGGGAAGCGCUUAUGGGAAUUGGCAAAGGAAAAAUACGAUCCAUUGUGGGUCCAGGGAGGAGGCCAUUGCAACCUUGAAACUUACCCAGAGUACAUAAGACAUUUGCGCAAGUUUGUAAGUGCAAUGGAGAAGGUCUCGAUCCAGAAACCAAAUAAGCAACGGGUUUCAUCAGGAUCAUGCAUGACAGGAGUCAAACACAACAAAUGCUUGAGAUUUGGUAAAAAGUAGAUAGUUCUUGUGUGGAUGUUGAUGUUUAUGUAUCCUUUCACAACCCAUUGCCCGUUUGAUGCCUUACUUUUUUUUGUUGAAUUCUAGUGAGUUUUGUUACUUUUCCCCGGCGUAUUUGAUCGGUAUUUACAUGUAAGUAAAAGUAUUGUUGAUUUUUUACGUA
Molecule: messenger RNA, 1229 nt
Organism: Erigeron canadensis
Lineage: Eukaryota; Viridiplantae; Streptophyta; Magnoliopsida; Asterales; Asteraceae
Product: alpha/beta hydrolase domain-containing protein 17B-like
Exons: 5
Coding region: 167-1066 (299 amino acids)
Source: RefSeq, a predicted model, not a curated record